AACCAGAAACCAGAAACCAGAAAAAUCAAGUGAAAAAAACGUAACGUAAACCACCGCAAAACAAUUGCUUUAAAGGAACGUAGGAAAUCAAUUGCAGCGACAGCAACAAGAACCAGAACCACGCCCACAAAAUGACGCUGCGCAUAUCGGCCAAAUCGAGAAAUCAUCUUGGACUCAUUAUUUAUGGCUUUGUGUUGCUUUUGACAACAACAAUGCCAUCUAUCGAAGCUGGACGCAUUUUCGACGUUACGAAUCUGGACUAUGUCAAGGUAAAUGCCGAGGCUGGCAAGAACGUGACCAUACCCUGCCCGGGCGUCACGGAGCACUCGCUGGUGGACACGCUGGUCUGGAAGACAGCAUCGACGACAAUCGCACAGUUUGCUAAUCGCAUACCGUUGCUCCAUAGCCCUAGGAUACAACUUUUAUCGGAUAAUUUUGGUUUGCAAUUCUCGCCGGCGCUGGCCAGCGACACCACGGAAUACAUUUGCCUCGUCAACGAUCGUCACAUACCCGAAGCCAUUGUGGAUCUACUAGUCCAAGAUGUGCCCGAUCCACCGGAGCGUCCUUUGUUAAUAAGUUUCACAUCACGCUCCGUGAACUUAUCCUGGGCGCACUCCCAACAUCCACGGAAUGCGCCGGUGACGCAUUUCAUUAUUGAAACUCGCGAGGGCGAGGAUGGCAUCUGGGAUCAAGUGGCCCGCAUCUAUACGAGAACGAAUGCAACCUCAUAUCAGGUGACCGGCCUGACGCCCUUCACCGUUUACAGCUUUCGUCUGUUGGCCGUUAACAAGUUGGGCAUCAGCCCGCCCUCGAAGGAGUCCUACUACAUUGUGACGCUGCGCGAGGCGCCCACGGGCAAGCCGAUACCGACGACGGCGCACAACACAUCCUCCAGCUCGGUGUACAUCUCGUGGAAGCCGCCGGCGCCGGAUACAAUUUUGGGCGAGUUUCUUGGCUAUCGCAUUACAUAUCGUCCACGCGAUCGCAAUCCCAACGAUACCAAGGAAAUCUAUAUACGCGAUAAUACAGUGGAGAGUCAUGAGAUUCAGAAUCUGGAGACGUACACGCAAUACAAGGUGACCGUGCAGGUGUUCAAUCCGGAGGGCCUGGGCCCGGAGACAACCAUAUUGGUGAUGACCGAUGAAGGAGUGCCAAGCAAACCUCAGAAUCUCACCGUCUUGGAUGUCUCCGCGAACAGCAUCACAAUGUCCUGGCAUCCGCCAAAGAAUCAAAACGGGGCCAUCGCCGGCUAUCAUGUCUUUCACAUACACGACAAUCAAACGGGCGUCGAGAUUGUCAAAAACUCACGCAACUCGGCCGAAACGCUGAUACACUUCGAACUCCAGAGUCUGAAACCCUUUACCGACUACCGCGUCAUUGUCAAAGCGUUUACAACAAAGAACGAGGGCGAGCCAUCCGAUCAGAUUGCCCAGCGUACGGAUGUGGGCGGGCCGAGUGCCCCAACGAUUGUGAAUCUGACGUGUCACUCGCAGGAGUCGAUUACGAUACGCUGGAAGCGACCCAACGAGUUCUACAAUACCAUUGACUUUUACAUCAUCAAAACACGACUCGCCGGCCAGGAUACGCACCGUGAUAUACGCAUCAAUGCAUCGGCCAAGGAGCUGGAAACGGCGAUGAUAUUACAAAAUCUGACAACAAAUUCGUACUAUGAAGUCAAAGUGGCAGCGGCCACAUUCAGCGUUAUAAAUCCCAAGAAAAUUGUGUUGGGCAAAUUUUCGGAUUCACGAAUUAUACAAUUGCAGCCGAAUUGCGAGAAGCUGCAGCCGCUGCUGCGGCAAUCGCACAACGAUUACAACCUGGCCGUCUUGGUGGGCAUCAUAUUCAGCUGCUUCGGCAUCAUUCUGAUUGUCAUGGCGUUCUUCCUAUGGAGCAGAAAGUGCUUCCAUGCGGCGUACUACUAUCUGGACGAUCCGCCGCAUCAUCCGAAUGCCCCGCAGGUGGACUGGGAGGUGCCCGUGAAGAUUGGCGAUGAGAUCCGUGCCGCGGUGCCGGUAAAUGAGUUUGCCAAACACGUGGCCUCGCUGCAUGCGGACGGGGAUAUUGGCUUUAGCCGGGAAUACGAAGCCAUACAGAACGAAUGCAUCAGCGACGAUCUGGCCUGUGAGCACUCGCAGCAUCCCGAGAAUAAGCGCAAGAAUCGCUAUCUGAACAUAACAGCCUACGAUCACAGUCGCGUGCAUUUGCAUCCUACGCCGGGUCAGAAAAAGAAUCUGGACUAUAUCAAUGCCAAUUUCAUUGAUGGCUAUCAGAAGGCGCACGCCUUCAUUGGCACCCAGGGCCCCUUGCCGGAUACCUUCGAUUGCUUCUGGCGGAUGAUCUGGGAGCAGCGCGUGGCCAUUAUCGUGAUGAUCACCAAUUUGGUGGAGCGCGGCCGACGCAAGUGUGAUAUGUAUUGGCCCAAGGAUGGCGUGGAGACCUACGGCGUCAUACAGGUCAAGCUGGUCGAGGAGGAGGUCAUGUCCACCUACACGGUGCGCACGCUCCAAAUUAAGCAUCUGAAGCUAAAGAAGAAGAAGCAGUGCAAUCUGGAGAAACUUGUCUAUCAAUAUCACUAUACCAACUGGCCGGAUCAUGGCACACCGGAUCAUCCGUUGCCCGUGCUGAACUUCAUCAAGAAAUCCUCGGCUGCCAAUCCCGCCGAGGCGGGUCCCAUAGUCGUCCACUGCAGCGCUGGCGUCGGUCGCACUGGCACCUACAUUGUCCUGGACGCCAUGCUGAAGCAGAUCCAGCAAAAGUCCAUUGUGAAUGUGUUUGGCUUUUUGCGUCACAUACGCGCCCAGCGCAAUUUCCUCGUCCAGACCGAGGAGCAAUAUAUAUUCCUGCACGACGCUCUGGUCGAGGCGAUCGCCUCCGGCGAGACCAAUCUGCCGGCCGAGCAAAUCGAGGAGCUCAAGAAUUGUACACCUUACUUGGAGCAGCAGUACAAGAAUAUCAUACAAUUCCAGACAAAGGACAUACACAUCGCCUCCGCCAUGAAGCAGGUGAACUCGAUCAAAAAUCGCGGCGCCAUCUUUCCCAUCGAGGGCAGCCGCGUGCAUUUAACACCGAAGCCCGGCGAGGAUGGCAGCGAUUAUAUCAAUGCAUCCUGGCUGCACGGCUUUCGGCGUCUGCGCGACUUUAUUGUCACCCAACAUCCGAUGACGCACACGAUAAAGGAUUUCUGGCAAAUGGUCUGGGACCACAAUGCGCAGACCAUUGUCCUGCUCUCCUCGCUGGACGACAUUAACUUCGCGCAGUUCUGGCCGGACGAGGCCACGCCCAUCGAGAGCGAUUAUUAUCGCGUCAAAUUCCUAAACAAGACAAACAAAAGCGACUACGUGAGUCGCGAUUUUGUUAUACAAUCCAUACAGGAUGACUACGAGCUGAGCGUCAAGAUGCUGCACUGCCCCAGCUGGCCGGAGAUGUCCAAUCCGAAUAGCAUCUACGAUUUCAUUGUCGAUGUGCACGAACGCUGCAAUGAUUAUCGCAACGGACCCAUUGUGGUUGUCGACAGAUAUGGCGGCGCACAGGCGUGCACAUUCUGUGCCAUCUCGUCGCUGGCCAUCGAGAUGGAAUACUGCAAUACGGCGAAUGUGUAUCAGUAUGCCAAGCUAUAUCAUAAUAAGCGACCCGGCGUUUGGACCUCCAGCGAGGAUAUACGUCUCAUCUAUAAUAUUCUGUCCUAUUUGCCUGGCAAUCUCAGUUUAUUGAAGCGCACGGCGCUGCGCACCGAAUUCGAGGAUGUGACAACGGCCACGCCGGAUCUCUAUAGCAAAAUAUGCAGCAAUGGUAAUGUUAUACACCAACAACAUCAACAACAACAACAGCAACAGCUGCUGCUGGCACAGCAGCAACAACAGCUGCUGCAGCUGCAAAUGCAACACGAAACACAACAGCUACAACAGCUACAACAACAACAGCCGCAGUCAAAUCUCAUUAGUCAUAGUCAUGCAACAGUAACAAUUACCGAAACAACAACUGCAGCAACAACUGCAACAACAACAACAACAGUCACAAAUACAACAAAUACUAAUUCUAGCUUAUUGCCCAUCUCAUCAUUGUUACCACCCGCAGUUGCUCCAUCAUCCAUCACACCCACACCCAGCAAUGACAUGCCCAAUCCAACAACAACAACAACUACAACAAUUCCUACACCAACAACAACACCAACAACAGCAACAACACCUACAACUGAUCUAACCCAUACUAAUGCUAAUUUUACCACUGUUACUAAUAAUGCUGCUGAUGUGCCGCCAAUUGUUGCUCUUAAUGCUGAUGAACUGGCCCAACAACAACAACAACAACAACUACAUCAACAACAACAAAUGCUCGCGCUGAUGCAACAACAAACGCAAUUGCAACAACAAUACAACACGCAUCAACAACAACAACAACAAUCGGAUAAUGCCAACUGUCUGCUGCCCGCGCAUGUUGAUGAAUUGCUCCAACCUGCAACAACAACAACAACAACGACGACGACAACACCUUUGUGCAACAACAACAACAACAACAACAACCUGCAACAACCGGCAGCAGUCACAGAUGCUCAAAACUUAGAUAUUGUAGCUUAGAUUUAAUGUUACAAAUAAUUGCAAAAAAAAAAUCAUUUUAUAAAUGCUAGCAUAUAAAUACAACUAAAUCUAAAUAUACAUAUACAUAUAUAAUUAUGAUUAUUAUUAAAAAAUUUAACAUAAUUAAAUAUAUAAUUAUUGUAAACAUUUGCCUAGUUUUAUUAAGCGAGUCCUUAAACCUAUUUUACAUAUUAUUUAACAUUUAUUUAUUGCUGUACACGUUCUUCUUCUUUUUAUUUGUACUUUUACCCAUAUAUUGUUUUAAAUAUCUUUUCGAGUCCUUCUCAAGUCCUGUUUAUAAAUAAAUACCCAAUCAAUCGAUUAUUUAUAUAUUCAAUGUUUAAUUUAAAAUUAUAUUAUUGUAUUCAAAAGUAGUCGCAAGCAACAAAACAUAAAAUAGACAAUUAAGCAAAAACUAGCAGCAAGGCACAUGAUUAAAUAUAUUAAAAUAUAUAUAUAUAUAUAUGCAUAUAUAUCAUAAUAAUGUUUAAAUGUAGUUGAACGCACAAAAUGCUAAAACAGUUCCCAAAAUGAAAAACUCAAAACAAAAAAAAAAGAAGAAAUUGCCCUUAAUUAAUUUAGUUUUUAUGUACGAGUAAAUCGAAAGUUUGUGCCAUGCUCAAAAUAUUGAGUUCAAAUCAGGUUCUUAUAUAAGGUCAGUUACCGUUAAAUAUUGUCAUAUUGUUUGCUAAAUUGAUUCAAUGUCCGUCCUACAAUCUGUUAACUGUUUAAUUCUGCUCAAAAUUCUUCACAACGAUUUCAAAAGCAAAAGAAAACAACAAAAAAAGUAAGACAACAAAUAAUCGUAGCGAAAAUUAUGCGAAUUUAAUAGAGAGGAAAAUGAACAUAUUUACGACAAAUUUUGCAUACAUAUAGAUAAUGUCAUGUCUAGAUAUAUACAUAUAUAUAUAUAUAUAUGUAUAUGUAUUUUCAAAGGCACAAGAAAUAUUUUCUCAAAUUUAUUCGAAGCACCUAAACAAGCAACGCAUCACUGUAAAUCCAAAAAAAAAAUAACAAAAAAUUAAAUUAAAUUAAAUUAACUAAAAAAAAAAAAGAGAAAGCACAUCACAAAUGUAAAUAUAUGUAUGCCUCGUAGAUGUAGAGAAACGCAUGAAAGAAUGAGAAAAAUAACUAAGCUUAAGACGAGAUUCACGCUAUAAAUAUUGUAAAAAAAAAAAUCGAAAAAAAAACAUAAAUAAAAAACAUUGCAAAACAAAAGAAAUUGCUUUAGUAUCUAAGAACUAAUUGUGUGUAAAUCGUAGCGCAGGCAAAAGUAUUACUAAAAUAUAAAGUCGUGUGGAAAAACAAAAAAUAGAAAAGAAAACUGCAAAAAUAUUGAAAAUUGUUUUUCUUAUAUGUAAGCAUGAGAAAAAUCGCACCAGAAAUAAGAUUUGAAAAAAAAAAAAUAAUUGUGAGCACAGUGUGUUUCCCCUCAAAUGGUCCAAUGCCAUUUUGUACAGAUUCAAAAGUAAUUUAAUGCGUGUCCCAGGCUAAAAUGGAUUACACAAGUUUAAAACUAUAUAUAUUUAUAGUAUAUAGUAUAGAGCAGUCCGCUUUAAAUAUAUAUAAAUAUAUGUGUGUGUGUGUAUAAUCCGUAAAACGCAAAAAGUUGGGUUCUCUGGAAUAUUCCCCCCACAAUUAUGCUUCGAGUGCGCCCCAUUCACAAUCGGCUCCAGAUUUGAGCGAUAUUUAAGAUUAUAUGCAUUUGUAUAAUGCGAAUAUAAGUAUGUAAUUUACUGAUAAAAAAAGAAAACAUAAAUGUUUUAAAGACUGGUUUUUUGUACACUUUAUCUUAAGCAGGUGUAUACUGUUUAUAUUAAAUAUGUAUUAUUGUAUCUAAACUUGAUUUCAAUCAAAUUGCUUUCGAUUUCGGGUAUACCAAAACUUGCAACAUUUAAUAGAUAUCACUAUCAGCCUAACUAUUAUUAAACUCUACUCUAUUAUUUUGCCCAAAAAAAAAUCAAAGCUGCAUUUCUAGAUGAAAACUAAAAAAAAAAAACCUUUAACCUAACGACCAAUUUUUGAAAUUAUUUUUGUUAUAGAGCUAUGCAAAACUCUAGGCACUUGGAUUAAAUUAAAUGUUUAAGAAACGUUUUACAUAUGUAUAUGUAUAACUCUAGAAGGCUUGUAAAUUCUCAUAACUCAAAAGAAAAAAAAAGCAUGGCAAAACUAGAAUGCUUCAUCUGUAAUAUACAUACGAAAAGCCCAUAUUAUUUUCAAAAAACUAAAGCAUUUUAACUAUGAAAACACAAAGUAGUUAUUAGCAUGUAUUAUUAAAAAUAAAAACGAAAAUAUUUAAUGAAUGAAUGGAUAUUUGUAAAUGACAGCCAAACAAUCUUGACAGCACCUGGCCUGGCAUAUGUUUAUUCCCAGCCAAUGUGAAGAAGAGAGCCGAAAAAAAAGAAAAAUAUUCGAAAAAAAAAAAGAAAACUGCACACACUUCUCGAGCAAGGAAACCUUUCCAAGACUAACUACCUUCACAAAUCAUAUAAUUAAUAUAUAUAUAUAUAUUAUCUAAUUGACGGUGUUAUGCAAUUUAUAAAUGUGAUGAAUGUCAAACUUAAGCGUAUAAAAACGUAUACAAAAAUAUUAAAAAAAAAAAACAAAACAAGAAAACAGUUUAGUAAAAAAGCUGAAAUGUAGCGAAAACCGAAGUAAGCAUAACCCACGAUUUUAGAGCUAAGCAUAAAGCGAAGGGUUGAUACCAGAAAGCAGCCCAUAGUUUUUAAAGGGAAUUACAGAGUAGCAGCAAAAAAGAGGAUAACGAGAAAAGCGAAGAGUAGAAGUGCAGCAAAUGGAGUCAAGCAAGUUUAAAGAGUAGCAAACAAAAUGAACGCUUCUUCGCGUAGAAGCAAAGAAAAAGAUAAAGUAUCUCGAAAAAACAGAAAAUUGAAAAAAAAACAAGCAAAAAAUAUAAGUUUAAGUUACGGAUAAGCUAAUGAAGA
Messenger RNA from Drosophila montana, 7516 nucleotides. RefSeq names its product Protein tyrosine phosphatase 99A (gene Ptp99A). Gene Ontology annotation, biological process: protein dephosphorylation. Bases 132 to 4571 code for a protein of 1479 amino acids. NCBI's taxonomy places the organism in Eukaryota, Metazoa, Arthropoda, Insecta, Diptera, Drosophilidae. The transcript has 17 exons. Gene Ontology annotation, molecular function: protein tyrosine phosphatase activity; protein binding. The record is from RefSeq and is a predicted model, not a curated record.